AAAGGAGCUAGAUCUCUUGGUCUCUUGGGCUACCUCCUGCUGCUUUCCCAGAGGCAGGAGCGUGGAGCUGGAUCUGAAGUGCAGUCAGGUAUGCCUACCAGCUUUGGGAUAUAGGAUGCUGGGGCCAGCAUGGGUUAAGUCAAGGCCAGGUCCGGUUACCCAUUUCUCAUACCAGACUUAGCUGAGCCAUUGAUUUGUUGGGUUGUUUCCCCCAAAGCGGCACAGCUCCGGAGUGACUUGGUUAGUUAGGAUGGAAGUGCUCCGCCCCUCCAGCCCUAUCUGCAUUUGAGCACUUAGAAGUGGGCAGGGUCAUCCAGUGAGGUUCUGUGCUCUGGAGCUGGUUAGAAGCUAGAUGGAGUCCAGAGAGAGUUCCCCGGCACGCAACUUCCAGAUUUCCAGGAAACCUGAUCGCCAGGAUCCUCGGGCAUUUGCGAGCGCGCGAGGGAUGUACUUCUACUGGGGCGCAGGAGAGCAGCCUCAGCGGCGGGUGGUGAGAGGCUCCAGGCUGCACCUGGCGGCCAGCGGGGAGCGCCACUCCUUGCUGCUGCUGACCGACGGUACUGUGUGGUCCUGCGGAGACAACGGCCGGGGCCAGCUAGGCAGGAAGGGUGUCAAGCACGCCAAGCAGCCAGAACAAAUCCAGGCAUUGGAGACUCUACACAUCAACUCGGUGAGCUGUGGGAAGGAGCACUCCCUGGCGGUCUGUCACAAAGGAAGGGUCUUCGCAUGGGGAGCAGGUUCUGAAGGACAGCUGGGCCUUGGAGAAUUGAAGGAAACCGUAUUUACACCGUUGAAAAUAAAAGCUCUGAGUGAAAUAAAAAUAAUACAAGUUUCCUGUGGACACCACCAUUCCCUGGCAUUGUCAGCAGAUAGUCAAGUGUUUUCCUGGGGGAAAAACAGCCAUGGUCAGCUGGGCCUGAACGGGGAGCUCUGCUGGCAAGUCAGCCCACAGAGGGUGAAGUCCCUGCAGGGGAUCCCCAUGGCUCAGGUGGCAGCCGGAGGUGCUCACAGCUUUGCCCUAUCUGUCUCUGGGACUUCAUUUGGCUGGGGAAGCAACAAUGCAGGUCAGCUGGCCCUCAGCGGGAGUCAUGUCCUUGCACAAAGCCCCAAGCCUCGUUCCAUUGGCGCCCUGCAGACACUUGGAGUGGUUUUCAUCAGCUGUGGUUCUGAGCAUACGGCAGUGCUCACUCAGGAUGGGAAAGUGUUCACAUUUGGAGACAAUAGUUUUGGACAGCUGGGAUACAGCUCCACUGCUGAGAAGAAGGGUCCACAACUCGUGGAAGGAAUCGCUGGGCAGGUUUCACAAAUAGAUUGUGGAAGUUAUCACACUCUGGCAUUUGUCUACACCAGCGGUCAGGUGGUCUGUUUUGGUCGUGUAACAAGUGACACAAGCAACCCGGCUCCUGCAGAGGACAUAACAGAAGACUUUAGUAUUAGGUGCCUGAUUUCUGCUGACGACCUGGUGGAUGUUCAAGUCAAACACAUUUUUGCUGGAACAUAUGCUAAUUUUGUAACAACCUGUCAGGAUGUUGCUUCCACAACUGUUCCCAGGAAAAACCUUCCAGAAAUAAGCCGAAUUAAUCAAGCUCUGAUAAGAAAAUGCACAGAAGUGAAAAGAAGAAGCGAUGAACAAGAGGCUAAAAGGGAAAUUAGAAUGAUCUUUUCAUCACCUGCUUGUCUAACUGCAAGUUUUUUAAAGAAAAGGGAAAUGCAAAAAAACUUUUCCAUUGAUGUGGACCUAGAAAUGGCAGGAGACAUCUUCAGGAAGUUAACAGGACAGAAAUGGAUUUCGUCUAUGAUAACAACAUGUCUUCAGGAAGAUCUCCUCAGAGCUCUCCCUUACCGUUCUCCACACCAAGAAGCUUUGUUAAUUUUCCUUCUGCUCCCAGAGUGUCCUGUGAUGUGGGACCCUAACAAUUCAAAUGAGCUGGUGGUUCCGUUCGCAGAGGCUGUUUGUGAAAUGAAUAACAAGUCUUUAAAAAUCCUGAAAAAGUGUUGUGGAACCUUGAAAGAAUCUUCUCUGAACACACUGGUCCAGAUGCUUAAAACAGCUGUCGUCACUCAGAUUAAAUCCAUUAAACAUGAUAAAACUGAUAAAAACCUGAAAGCUCUUCUAGAAACAUUGAAAAAGGUGCAUACGGUGAACAAAACUCUCUGCCGACUGCCAGAAAAUGCUUUCCACAUACUUGAGCUCUCCAACUUCCUUGAUACAGAGGAAACUGAAAUCGCUUUCAGUCUCAUUUUCAAGGAUUUCCCAUUUAUCUUCGAUUUGCUUUCCAAAGUUAGAAUACUGCAAAGAAAUUCAUCGGCCAUAAAGCGGAUGAUUCAAAUGAAUUCUCUACUACUAUAUCAUGAAUCACCCAUUUUUAAACUUAGAGUAAGACGAACUCACUUGGUUGAAGAUGCUCUGCGUCAGUUACGUGCAGCUGAACGCCAUGAACUUCAUAAAGAUUUGGUGGUUGAAUUCAUCAAAGAAAUUCGUCCUGAGGCUGCUGGGGUCCGUUCCGAAUUCUUCCAUUGUAUGUUUGAAGAGAUGACCAAACCAGAAUAUGGAAUGUUCAUGUACCCAGAAAAGGAUUCCUUAAUGUGGUUUCCUGUCACACCUCAACCUGAGAAGAACUACUUCCUCUUUGGACUACUCUGCGGACUGGCCCUCUUCCAUUCUAACAUUGCUAACCUUCCCUUCCCACUGGCAUUGUAUAAGAAACUUCUGGACCAGAAGCCCACGUUGGAAGAUUUAAAAGAUCUCAGUCCUGUCUGGGGGAAGAGUUUGCAACGAAUUCUAAACAGCAAAGCUGAUGACUUUAGAAAACUCGACAUGAAUUUUUCUAUAUACUGGGAUCAAAAUGAUGUUGACUUAAUUCCAAAUGGGAUUUCCAUACCUCUGAACCAAACCAAUAAGAAAGAUUAUGUCUCUCGAUGUGUGGACUAUGUGUUCAAUGUCUCUGUAAAGGAAGUGUAUGAGAAAUUUCAGCUAGGAUUUUAUAAAGUCUGUGACUGGGAGCUCAUCGAGAAAUUCCACCCUGAAGAACUCAUGAUGGCAAUGACUGGAAAUCCUGAUUAUGACUGGAAACAAUUUGAAGAGAAUUCGCAAUAUUUGAAUGGAUACCACAAGUCACAUCACACCAUACAGAUAUUUUGGAAGGCGUUCCACAAACUGACGUUGGAUGAAAAGAAAAAAUUCCUCUUUUUCGUUACAGCACGUGACAGAUUUCACGUAAAGGGCCUACAGAAAAUGGGGAUAAUAUUCUGCUUUUCUGGAACUCUGAGUGAAACAGACAACCUGAGAGCAACGACAUGUCGCAGCACUCUGUACCUCCCUAACUACAAGACGAUGCAGAGGAUGGAGGAGGCACUCCAAGUCGCCAUCAAAUACCGCCAUGGGUUCACCAGCCUCUGAGAUCACACUGCAGUCACCUCCGCCAGGGCCCCUCAGAUGUCCAAGCCUUCUCUCCCUGGGAUUCUGUUUUCUGCUAUCUAUUCAGCACAAGAAUGGGAUGACUUUUGUUAGGAUUGAUUCAAAAAUGGGGAGAAACAAUGUGGUGAAUCAAGACUAGUGUUCAUGAAGCAACACACAAUCCUUCAUUUUACUAAAUUACUUCCUGAAGAAAAUAUCAAGAAAAAAGCUGAUUACUAAAACCUCACAUUUUAAAAAAUAUAUAGCUCAUAAACAGUGAAACUGAAAAGUAAACUGAAAUCUGAAAAAAAAAUAAAAGGAAGAUCUUCCAUAUGUUGACUUUCUCUCCCAAAUGGAGAUGUUGAGGAGGACGAACUAUGUCCCUGUACCAAAUGGAGUGAACUAAUGGAGAGAUGUAAAUACAGUGGGAAAUUGCAACUGACUUUGUGGACCACUUUUUAUUUUAACAGUACAUACAGCUUUAAUACAGUACAUUAUUAGCAAUGUGAGUAAAGUAUUUUCCUGUGAUAAGAGCUUGGGAGUGUAAUGCUCCUGCCAGUGCGUAUGUCCUAUUGUGCCUUCUCAGACAAGACUGUGUAAGGUAUUGGCUUCAACUGCUGGACACCAAAAUACUCAGACAGCUGCACUGAGAGCCUAGGCUGUAGGCUCCGGUCUUUCCAGCCAGUACUAGCCCCUGAGCUCCACUGGGUGACCAAGCCAGUCUUUCCUGAAGAAAGGCAUCCCUCUAAUUUUAAUAGUACCACCGAGGCUUGCUUCCAUCCUGAGUAACCAUCCCUUGCUCCUUCUAUGGUCAGUGUGCCUCUUCUAUCAAAUGUCUUCCCUGUGAAUUUGCUCUUAUUCUUCUCCCUUCCUUAAGCAUUGAAAAAAAAUCUAUCAUUGAACUGUGUGGCAAUAAAUCAUGGGCUGCAUGAAA
This is a messenger RNA of Ochotona curzoniae (black-lipped pika), 4331 nucleotides long. It is a transcript of the gene HERC6, whose product is annotated as HECT and RLD domain containing E3 ubiquitin protein ligase family member 6. The transcript is spliced from 23 exons. The coding region runs from base 353 to 3400 and encodes 1015 amino acids. The record is from RefSeq and is a predicted model, not a curated record. NCBI's taxonomy places the organism in Eukaryota, Metazoa, Chordata, Mammalia, Lagomorpha, Ochotonidae. Gene Ontology annotation, molecular function: ubiquitin-protein transferase activity.